This is a messenger RNA of Oncorhynchus gorbuscha (pink salmon), 5855 nucleotides long. Its product is annotated as isthmin-2-like. The record is from RefSeq and is a predicted model, not a curated record. The transcript is spliced from 6 exons. NCBI's taxonomy places the organism in Eukaryota, Metazoa, Chordata, Actinopteri, Salmoniformes, Salmonidae. Bases 744 to 2195 code for a protein of 483 amino acids.
GAGAAGCAGCGACGAAUGUAGAUGACAAACGAUUAUUCUCAAGCAGUCAUAGAAGAGGUUCCUUACAACAGGCGCAUGCGAGCAUAUUUGAGUUAGCAGCAUUUAAGGUUAGAGAAAGUUACUUAUUAAAAUUCGGGAUAAACUCAAGUCCAUUUAUUUCAAAGGAGUAUACUAUAAGGUUGUAAUAGCAGGACCGAAGAAGCGUGUACGGAAAGCGAGCAAGUAAGGAGACGAAGCGUCUGGACAGUGUAAAGUCAAGGGAGGAUAGGUAGGCAACAUAGCUACCAGCCGGUAAGCCUGAUCUAGUUCUGAACGGUUUUGUUACAAGACUAAGACUGGAUAUUGGCGGGAGAAGAGCCAACGGGAAUUAAUGAUCACAGUGCAAAAUAUUUUAAGUAACCUUUGAGCGUCAACGUUGGAAGUUACCUAAUGGCGCAUUUGGGGAGCAAAGAGCACAGAUGAGACGCAUCAAAUUGGUUCAAAAUUCAGCUCCAGCUCUGAAAGCUGAGUUCACGUUCAAACAACAUUGGAUUAAGAAUCGUAUAUCGCAAAGUCUUACAUAUUGAUUUCGGAUUUAUAUUGAUUAUAUUUGGGCUGUGGGUCAGAGGCGAGGAUUCUGAAAACGUGUCCAGCACGCCGAGCGGCUUCCAAAUAUCUGCUGUUGCUUUCCACACCGACCACAGCAUCGCAACACCAGCAAACACCGACGAAACCAACAGCUGUUGUCCCAACUUGGAAAAGACAUGCAGAAGAUGCACAGGAAGGUUAACCUGCUGUGGGUAGUCUUCUUGACGAUGACUCAGGUGUCAAUCAAGAGCUUCCCCACCAACAGUCACAAAAGUGCAGUCCCCAAUGACAGGAGCACUGCGACCACGGAGGCUAGCCCGGGUGGCGAUGUGGGUGAGACUCUGGAGGACCUCCAGCAGCAGAACCAGCUCCAGAGCCUGGCAUCAUCCAACCCAUCCUCUCAGAGACCCCGACACCGUGGCUGGUCCCAGGGGGUUCUGCCCAAACCAGAACCAGAGGAGGACCCAGAACCCUUCAUCCUGGACCUCAGGAACUUCCCUGAGCUGGCCAACGCAGACCUGGGAUCUCACAACCCUAAUAUACAGGUGACCAUCGAGGUGGUGGAGGACCCACAGACAGAGAUGGAGAUGGACCUGGCCAAGGAGGGGGGGGAAGGGGGCCGCAACGACUGGUCCCUUUCAUCGGAGGAGUGGCUGGGCCACAAGAAGCUGUUCUGGCCUCUGUUCUGGGAGUACCCAGACCAGGCUGAGAGCGGGCCUGGCAGCAGGGCCAGCCUAGAGGAACAGGAGCAGCCCACAGAGGACUAUAACUACAACCCUGAGGAGCAGGAACCUGUGCUUAGUGGGACCGGGGGGACUGGGGUGGGGACAGGCGUGGGGGUGGGGGGCGGCUGGGGCAGCCGCUGGAGCAGCAACAAGGGAUGGGACUCCAAGGAGAACUACGAGUACGAGGAGGAGGAGUGGAGCGCCUGGUCACCAUGCAGUGUCACCUGUGGCCACGGCAACCAGAAACGUAUCCGUUCAUGUGGUUACGCGUGCACGGCGACCGAGUCCCGGACCUGUGACCUGGACAGAUGCCCAGAUGACCUGUUAGCAGUGACUGAGCUGAUACCUCUGGAGACAACAAAUGGCACUGACUCCCUUGACACAAACGUGGACAGCUGUGAGAAGUGGCUGAGCUGUAAGAACGACUUUCUCCAGAAGUACCUCCACCAGGUGCUGACCGAACUACCCAGCUGCCCCUGCUCCUACCCGUCCGAGGCCGUCUACAGCGCUGUCAACAUCUUCGACAAGACUCUGCGUAAGACUUACCGCUGGCGUGACGCCUCCGGCCCCAAAGAACGGCUGGACAUCUACAAGCCCUCCGCCCGCUUCUGCACACGCUCCAUGCUCUCCUUCGACAGCACCACGCUGGCCGCGCAGCACUGUUGCUACAGCGACCACAUGAAGCUGAUCACACGGGGGAAAGGGGCGGGCGCGCCAAACCUCAUCAGUACGGAGUUCUCACCGGAGCUGCAUUACAAAGUGGACGUGCUGCCCUGGAUCCUGUGUAAAGGGGACUGGAGCCGCUUCCACUCUGUGAGGCCGCCCAACAACGGGCUGCAGUGUGCCCACAACCCCACAGAGGACGUGUACCAGGCUGAGCUAGAGGAGGCCCGUGAGUACUGAGGGAGGAGAGGGGGAGGAGUACUGAGAUCCUGAGUGGGGAGAAACACACGUGGUUCCAAUGGCUCUAUUGGAUUUGGGCAUGGGCCACAUACUGAAUAUAUUGUGUUAACUAUCAGUUGCUUUGGAUGAAAGGAGACCUGGACAUCUCCUCCACCUUAUUCAAUGUUUGGUCACAUUGUGGCACAGAGUUUAGUGAACACCUACAUUUUUCUAGUCAGGCUUGACCCAUCCAAAAUUGAGUCAAGUUGAAUACUCUUUUUGUUCUAUUUUUUAAAAUUUAUUUUUAAGUUGAAUACUCUUAUCUGGUGUGCGUAGGAAAACUCUAUGAUCGUCACGUCUUAUGACAUCAUCACCAUCAAGCGUUUCCUCAUUGGAUGACUCAUCAGAAUCCACCUGCCAAUUGGAAUAUGCUUUCCCGUGGAUGACUUACUGUGGUGUUACGGGAAGAGAAAAAACAACUAUUUUCUAACUGGUAAUUUAUUGCUUGUGAAAGUCCGAAUUUUGGAGAGCGUUUUUUUUUGUUGGGCUACACUCAAAAAACAAGAAGAAAAAAACACUGGUUUGUAAACGUUGGGAAAUUUUAAAGAGGGAGAGACUGCAAUGAGAUUGUCCUAGUUCUCUCUGACAUCCCUCAACCCACCACCCCAUAGACUCACAUGUGCUGCUGCUAUUGAGAAAAUGGAUGGGGGGAUGGGUACAGGGGGAUGGGAUGGCUCAGGGGUUGCCAUGAGCUGUUCCAGAACCCCUGAGGGAACAUGGAGGAACAUGGAUAGUGUAUUUAUUGGACUCAUAUUGGGCCUGUAUUGUAUUUACUCAAAUACUCUGAUGUCUCAUGAAAGGAAUUCCUGUCAAGCUGCUAAAAUGGGGAUGAAUUCAACACAGAAUGUUAGUUGUUGUUUGUCUUAGACUUGAAGCUCUCUCUCACAAUCUCUGUCUUCUUUCUAUCCACCUUUCUCUCCCUUCUCUCUCUCUCUCAAUCUCUCUCUAUUUCUCUCCCCAACGCUCUCUCUCUCUCCUGGCCCCACUCCAGUCGGAAGAAAAAAAAUUGACUGAUCAAGCACAGGCCCAAGAUGCAUUGUGCUUUUCUUACUUUCUUAUUUCAUGUCAAGCCACAUAUUUCUUUGGAGAUGUUGACCCCUAGAACUCUAUUGUGUUAUUCAUCCAGUCAUAUCCAGUAUCAGAGGACCAGAUACUCAUCCUCCUGAGCCAUUUGGCCGUAAUGCUCCGUCAGAUAAAGUUGCAUUGGGUCAUGGUUAGAUAAUCCUGGGGAAACAUAAAAAUACAUUGUUGAAGGUCUCUCUGUCGCUCUCUUUCUCUCUCUCAUCGACAGACAUACCGCUUGUUUUCCUCCUAAGGAAUGCUCCAUCGUUUAAUCUGAUCCAUAAUUGAAUCGUAUUGAGAUGUAUUCCUUUUAUCGCCUGUUAACAAGUCACGGUGUUGCAUUCCUCGCAACCCGAGACACCCGGAGAGACAGUCGUAGAUUUGCCGGUGGAGAGGGAGAGAGGAAAACCCUUGGUAGGGGGCCUUGAAAGGAAAGAGACACUUGGACUCUCUCGGGGUGAGGGGGAAGAUGGAGUGAGGCUGGAGGUAGAUGUGAAGGUGCAGGAGAGGGCUGAAGGGAGGGGUGUCUGGGCUCAGUUGAUGCAUGGAGGUCCUUUCUCCAGAGAGGAGUGGGAGUUGAGCAGAGGGGAAGUGGAGAGACAUCUCUGUAAACAGUGGAACCCUUUGAAGAGCUCUCCCCUUCACUGGUGUCCAAGACCUGCUGCCUCUCCCACUCCACCCUGUCUUGAUGCCUGGUGUUGUUUUAAGGUCUUAAUCCUAACCCUGGUUAUCAGACUGAGUGCCAUUGAGAGAUGUUGAGGCUGAACACGUCCAGAAAGAAUAGUGUUGAUGGACAGCUCUCCAGCUCCACACUGCAAUGACAACAGCAGAAACAACACACAACCUCGGUUACUCUCUCUUAUUUUUUUAAACAUUUUAGUAAUUUAGCAGAUGCUCUUAUCCAGAGCAACUUACAGUAGUGAGUGCAUCCAAUCGUUAUACUUUUUCAUACUGGUCCCCCGUAGGAAAUGAAUCCACAACCCUGGCAUUGCAAGAGCCAUGCUCUACCAACUGAGCCACACAGGCCUUAUCCUCUGCUUCCCUUUUUUUAUACUCUAAUUGCAGCCAGGUCACCCGUGAUACAAGUCCAUGUUCGAUGUCCAUCCACAUCUGACGAUGUCGGGAAAUGAUGUGUAAACCGGCCACUAGGAGCAAUAGUGAGCACUGUUACCAAAGUAGGUUUUUGGUUUUGCUAUGGUGUUGUGGACAGGGAUUGGGUGUUGCAAGUUUGCAAGUUCAGAACCAGCAAUGGAAAGUCUUUUUGUUUUGAAGGGUAUCCCAAACCCUCAAACUUACCUUAACCAUUCAGGGUUACUGCCUAACCUAAGAAUUUGGAGUUAAUGCCUAAGCUUAACCUUAAACACUUUGAAAUUUGACAUUUGGAACAACUUCUAAAUUUGACGUUUAAGAAACAUGGAUGAAAGUCUAAUUCUGACGUGAGACUGUGGGAGCCGGUAGCUUGCUUGCUCCUUUUCUCCUUCCCUCCUCUCUCUCUCCCUCGCCCUCAUCCAUGCCCAUUAAUAGCUGGCUCAAAUUGGCAUAGGGGAAUUCUCUGUAGGUUGUCAUCAGGCCGUCACUAAAGACAAACACAGACACACACACACACAGAGUCAGGCAGCCCUCCAGUAUUCCCUCAACAUCCUGCACUCUGCCAUAUCGAAGCCAGUUAAGCGAAUAGUUUAGAAACUUCACAGAGAUCCCAAUUCAUCAAGAUGCCAAUCACAAUAAGAACACAGAGGGCUGUAGUAGUUGGGCUCAGACACACUGAUGAACAUAAUAUGAGAAGAGCGUUACAGCCUCUGGUAUGAACAACGUUUUUUUCCAUCAAAUUCUCUCAGAUGAAACAGCAGUAUGACAUGCGUUCUCCUUCAUCUGUUGAGACACGGUGCUGGUAACAUUUGUCCACAUUCUCUGAUCAAAGCCUUGCCAUUUUCACCCUUUUUUUCCCCUUAGCCCCCCCUUCGGAGGACACAAAUAUAUUUUUUUAAUAUAUAUAUAUAUAUUUUUACAGCAUUUCUGCUGUACAUACAUUGCACAAAUACAUAUAUACAUUGCACAUAUAGAUUUGACAUACAUAGUAUUUUUAUAUAUAGCAAUCACAUGACAAUAAUACAUUACCGAACAUGAGCUCUUUAAUCCCACCCCUCAGCCACUCUCAGCCACUCUCAGCCCAUCCCACCUAUCAGCGCAGACCACCCUCGUUUGGUUUCCAUGUGCCAUAUAUUUUUCAAUUGUGCUGUGAUGUUUUACAUGGAUUUUGAAGAUUUUAAUCACAUAGUAUCCAAAGCCUUGUCAUUGAAUGUGAUGUGUUCCUAUGGACUCAAACUGCCUUGACCAUCACAUUGUUGCUUCAUAUCACCACCAAACACACAGUCAAGUGAACACAGACAAAGUAAUGCAGUGAUUCAUAUGAGGAGUGUAUGUUGGGAUAUGACCAGUUAACCAUCCACAGUCCCUGGAAGGUAUCCAUUACUUCAUGCCAGACACAGUCAGAAUGGACUCAAUUAAAGAGGAAAUGUGUCCCAAAUGGCAGCCUAAUGCCUAUAUAGUGCACUGUAU